CUCCCUUGUUCCUUCCUUUCCCAAAACCCUGUCCAAAAAUAAAACUCAGCCGACUUAAAAGCCUUGGAAAUUUGCCGGCGGUAGUACUGUGUUUUGGAACCAGCCGCUUCUAACAAACAAUUUCGCCGUGCCUCUGCCUUCUGCCACCAGUGACGACCGGCGUCCGGCGAGACGCCGUAAGUGCUUGAAAAAGAGCAUUACUUUGUCUGCCAAUUGAAUUACAAUGGCAUACCAAGGGGGAAACUUGAAGUCCACUGCCAUAAAUGGAGUGAAGAUGUAUACUGUUGCUGGCCAACACCGUUCUGUGGCUACAUGGCUUCCUCCUAAGAAGCUCAGAGCCCUUCGUAAAGAUCCAAGUUAUAUGCAAAGAGUGGAUCUGAUUCAAGAUUUGAGAUUUGAAACUGCAACAACAAGAAUUAAAGUGACUCCUGACGGGGAGUAUCUCAUCGCCUCAGGUAUUUACCCACCACAAGUUAAAGUGUAUGAGCUGCGGGAACUGUCAUUGAAGUUUGAAAGGCAUUUGGUGUCAGAGAUUGUUAACUUUCAAGUCUUGGGUGAUGACUACUCAAAAAUAGCUUUUCUCUGUGCUGAUCGUUCUGUUUGCCUUCAUGCAAAAUAUGGAAGUCAUUAUAAUUUGCGGAUUCCAAGGAUGGGAAGGGAUAUUGUAUAUGAUUGCUGGUCUUGUGAUUUGCUUUGCGCUGCCUCAUCACCAGAUCUCUACAGAAUAAAUUUGGAGCAGGGACGCUUCCUUUCCUCACUGAGCACACGAUCCCCAGCACUUAAUGUGGUUUCACGGAGCAAGGUCCAUGGAUUAGUUGCUUGUGGAGGGGAGGAUGGUGCGGUCGAAUGCUUUGACAUGAGAGCAAGAUCCUCAGUCGGCAGGAUAAAUGCUGUUGCACCUGCUGGAGAUGCGGACCAGGAGGUUACUGCGAUAGAGUUCGAGGGAGAUGGAGGUUACCUCAUGGCUGUUGGAAGUAGUGAUGGAAAGGUUCUGAUUUAUGAUUUGCGUUCUUCUCAACCUAUGCGGAUAAAGGAUCAUAUGUAUGGGAGCCCGAUACUGAACAUUAAGUGGCAUAAAACGCUCAACACUGAACGAACAAAGUUAAUAACUGCUGACAGCCACAUUGUUAGGGUUUGGGACCCUGAGACGGGAGAAGGCAUGACAAGCAUUGAACCGACGGGUGGGAGAAUCAACGAUUUGUGUGCAUUCACUGGCAGUGGAUUGAUGUUGUUGGCUCUUGACUCCAGUCUAAUACCUUCAUAUUUCAUACCUUCUCUGGGACCUGCACCCAAGUGGUGUUCUUACCUUGAAAACCUGACGGAAGAGCUUGAGGAGCAACCCCAAACAACUAUUUAUGAUGAUUAUAAAUUUUUGACAAAGGAAGAUCUGGAAAAGUUGAAUUUGACCAAUUUGAUUGGAACCAACCUUCUAAGAGCUUAUAUGCAUGGUUACUUCAUCGAUUAUCGAAUGUAUAAAAAGGCACACGCAGCGUCAAAUCCAUUUGCUUAUGACGAGUAUAUAGAGCAGCGGAAGAAGGAAAAAUUCGAAAAAGAGCGUGAUAGUCGUAUCACGAUUAAGAGGAGGCUUCCCAAAGUUAAUCGCACUCUGGUUGAACAACUUCUUGAGAAUGAAGAAGCUGAGAAUUUGAAGGAGGAUGUUGAUGGCGUUGAUGCAAAGAAGACAUCAAAGAAGAAGAAAGGACUGACCAUGGACGUUCUUGAAGAUGAACGUUUCAAACGCAUCAUUGAAAAUAAGGACUUCGAAAUUGAAGAAGAUUCUCAUGAGUAUCGGGCAUUACACCCUAUGCCUUCCUUAAAACGACCGUCUUUAGUGGAAGAACAUUUUGAGCCUGUGAUGGACGGUGAGGAGGCUAGUGAUUCUGAUGCGUCUGCAGCACCACAAUCAUCAGAAGAUGAACAAGUAAAUGAAAAAAAUUCUAGAAAAAAGGCCAGAGUUCCAAGAAUGUAUGAAGUCAAGGAUGAUAGGCAUGCAGAAGCAUUCUCAAACCAUCUUUCACUUGCAAAAGAGGAUGCUCUUUCACUAGGUGAAAGGGUUGCAGGACUGUCAAAUGGCAGAGCUUCUCAUGAUAUGAACAAUAUCAAGGUGGGUCCUGGAGGUUCGAGAGAAGUUUCCUUUUUCUCCAGGAGCUCAGCCAAGUAUGUGGAAGAUGAUGGAGAGAAGGAAACACGAACCGAAAAGAGAAGAGGGGUCCAGUCCUUGAAACUGAAGCCUGAGAGGUCAGGUUUUCAGGGAUCAGGUUCCCGAGGCCGGGGGAGAGGAGGAAGAGGUCGUGGAAUGGGCAGAGGAACAGGAAGAGGAAGAGGAAGAGGGAGACGAUAAUUGUUUCAUUCAGUAUUAAACAAUUUUUGUGUCAAAGUAAGUGACUAUUUAUUUUUCUUUAAACAAUUUAUGAGUAACUAGUUUCUCGAUACGUAUACUGCUCCUGUAGUGAUUGUACAAUAUAAAUCGAUUGUCAAACAUUAAAUCAAAAAAUUAACAAGUGUUUACAUUUA
This is a messenger RNA of Solanum dulcamara, 2514 nucleotides long. RefSeq lists its product as uncharacterized. The record is from RefSeq and is a predicted model, not a curated record. Lineage: Eukaryota; Viridiplantae; Streptophyta; Magnoliopsida; Solanales; Solanaceae. Gene Ontology annotation, biological process: maturation of SSU-rRNA from tricistronic rRNA transcript (SSU-rRNA, 5.8S rRNA, LSU-rRNA). Gene Ontology annotation, molecular function: protein binding. Bases 224 to 2341 code for a protein of 705 amino acids. Gene Ontology annotation, cellular component: nucleolus; small-subunit processome; nucleus. The transcript is spliced from 17 exons.